Messenger RNA from Populus trichocarpa (black cottonwood), 2205 nucleotides. Its product is annotated as transcription factor bHLH51. Lineage: Eukaryota; Viridiplantae; Streptophyta; Magnoliopsida; Malpighiales; Salicaceae. The coding region runs from base 1396 to 2175 and encodes 259 amino acids. The transcript has 2 exons. Gene Ontology annotation, molecular function: protein dimerization activity; DNA-binding transcription factor activity. Gene Ontology annotation, biological process: regulation of DNA-templated transcription. The record is from RefSeq and is a predicted model, not a curated record.
CUUUUUUGAGUGCUAUAUUAUAACGUAGCAUCCAGUUGUGUCGUUAUUUGUGUCCUUAACCGUGAUGUCCCCCCCCCCCCCCCUCUCUUUUCCUGUUCUUUUAAUAAAUUGCCGUUAUUUCUGACCAAAAUCCAAGUAGAUAGGCUUCCAACUUGAUACAUUAUUGUGCUUGGCAAAAACGUAUCUGGUUAUAUUCAUUUCCCGAUACGCACCUGGAUUUGGGCACAUUUUGUUCGUGUUUUUGGUGGCUCUUCUUAAGUUUGGUGAGUUUGUUGAAGCAAUCUUUUAGGGAGGAAAGGAGAAAACGAGGAAAACACUGCACGGGUAAGCUUUAAACAGAAUAACGCAGAAUUAUGGACACCACACAAUCCUGAGAGACAGAAUUUUGAACGUGAGUGGUUGAUCAAAGGUCGUAUCAAUCUUUAACCCUCUUUAUGGUGAGUUGCAGUGUUUGUGUGGGGCCACUGUUGAUGGUAAUCGUAGGGCUCUUGUUUGCUUGUGCAGGACACAAUGACAGUCUUUAACACUGAACAGUUGAAGGUGGACAAAACAAGCCACCAAAAUGAAAGGUCCUUAGAUUUUCUAGAUGAUCCAGCUGAGAUAGCUAGAGAGCUGAAAGCAAAACAGAAGUGAAUGAUAGAUAUUUGAAAUCGAAGACACCAGAGCUAUCAUUUAGUUUGUUUCGUUGCUAAACCCUAUCCCUCCAUUACAAUUUGCAGCACUUGAACAAAAUUGUAGAUGUAAAGACAUGAGAUCAAGGAUACGAUGCAUGACAGGACACAUAAACAUGAUGCCAGUUUCAAUCAGUAGAGCAAGUGGUUGUGGGCUCAAUGGUACUUCAUUCUUUAAGAAACUUACACAAGGACAAGGAAAUAGAAACCAACUCAUGGAUAAGUAGUAGGAAAUAAAACAACUAAUUAUUACUCAAGUGCGCGGAAUCUGAGAAUUUUAGCGUCGCAAGUCUGUAGUGACAGAAUGAUGCACGGAUAAUCACAAAACAGAAACAGAGUGAUGCCCUAGAUAGUAGAUAGGUAGAUCAACUACCACAGUAAGGUCAAUCUAUGAUUUCCCACCACCAAAGCAGUUAUUUAUGCUUCAUCUGAAUUUGAUUUCACCAAACUGUUCCUUUUCAGUACGAUGUUUUAGCCACACGGAGUUACUUUGUUUGGCAUGAAGUUAUCCAAGUAAAUUCAUGUUGAGGUGACAGCCUAAUAUGGCCAAACAUGAUUUUCAUCUGACCAUUAAAGUUAACUAGACAUCACGCCAAUCACCAUCACGAUAUGCAGAUCACACAUUAUUAGUGCAGAUACAGUAGCUGUACAAUGAAUGCAGGAUAAAAAGAAGGAAGAGUCAUAGCUUAGAUUUUACAAAGAAAGCUUGCUUUUUUGCUUGGACAUGGAAGAUCACUUCUCUCCUUGUUGGCCUGCUGCUCCUGCAGAGGCAAACUGGGUUCAAACAAGUGCUGCAGUAUAUGAUGAGUCCUUUUUAGUGCCAUGCCCAUCUCAUGCCUCUGCUUCUGCCAACUUUCAAGUUAAUGGAUUCCCUUCGUGGUCUAUACCGAUUCAGGAGGCUUCGGAGAAUAAAGCUGCUUCUAAUUCCAAGAGUCAUAGCCAAGCUGAGAAGCGGCGCCGGGACAGGAUUAAUGCACAGCUGGGAAUUCUUAGGAAACUCAUUCCCAAAUCAGAAAAGAUGGACAAGGCAGCUCUGCUAGGAAGCGCGAUUGAUCAUGUGAAGGAUCUCAAGCAAAAAGCAACGGAAAUCAGCAGAACUUUCACAAUCCCAACUGAAGUUGAUGAAGUAACGGUUGAUUGUGAUGUUUCUCAAGCUACAAACCCUUCUAGCACCAACAAAGACAAGGACAGCACGUUCAUCAGGGCUUCUGUUUGCUGCGAUGAUCGGCCAGAACUGUUUUCGGAGCUCAUUCGAGUGCUCAGGGGCCUUAGACUAACCAUUGUUAGAGCCGAUAUUGCCAGUGUAGGUGGAAGGGUUAAAAGCAUACUAGUACUUUGCAACAAGUGCAGUAAAGAGGGAGGUGUUUCAAUCAGCACUAUUAAACAGUCACUUAAUCUUGUUUUGAGUAGAAUUGCUUCAUCAUCAGUGCCAUCAAAUUAUCGUAUUAGAAGCAAGAGGCAGAGGUUCUUUUUGCCUUCUCAUCUGUCACAGCAAUAUACAUAAUCAGAUAUAUUGAAAUUUCUUUUUUUCUAA